UGGCGCUUCUGUCGAAAUAUAAUAAUGUAAAUAAUGGCGUGGAGAGUGUGUGUGAAGUGAACGCUUCUGCUUGAUUGAUUAAAAUUAACCUGCAACACGAAUUACAGAGUGAACACGAUAAUGGCGUCACCCUGCAUGAUAUUGCGACGUGGAAUCGCGACUUCCUGCGUUUGCAACGGGAAGCGAAAUUUUCGGAAAUUCUUGCUGUACGGCAAACGUGGCAGUCGCAACUUCAAACAGCAACAAAUGAAGAAUCCGGAUCCUGACAUACCAAUAGAUAGAAGAGGUACGAGGGGUACUGGCUACCAACUUGGCGACAAAUGGAUUCACGUGCCAGAAAUGGUUCCUGAAUUAAUCGUUCCUUCAUUGGAAGGUUUCACCCUGAAACCAUACGUGUCGUAUAAAGCGGAAGGGAUCACAGAGCCCGAGUUCACUGCUCAAGAUUUGUUUGACGUAGUGUAUUCCGAAAAGAUAAAAGAGGACCUUGCAAACGGCCAGUUGGACGAGAACGGGGAGCCGUUGAACCCCAGUGAACACGAAAAGCUCACGCCGCAGCAAGCCAAGGAUCAAGCUGGGAGAACGGGCUGUGAUCUUUUCGAGGAGAGAAAGCCGUUGAAAGAAAGGUCACCUCGCUGCCCACGAAGUCCAUCUUUUUCAUCCGAUUUCAUCUUAGGUAAACGUAAUUAUAUGUCUGACGCACGAAAACCUCGGACCACGCGAAAAGUGCGUGCUUAUCGUAGAAAUAUUUGCGAGGGAAAAAAAGGGUCCGCGAAGUUCUUUUUUUAUCGCUUUUUACGCUUCUCGGAAUUGCUACCACACGCGCGCCUUCUCUUGACGAAUUAUUACACAUUAGUUAACUGAUAAAGGGUAUAUAUU
Temnothorax curvispinosus is the source of this 876-nucleotide messenger RNA. RefSeq names its product 39S ribosomal protein L41, mitochondrial (gene mRpL41). Gene Ontology annotation, cellular component: mitochondrial large ribosomal subunit. The record is from RefSeq and is a predicted model, not a curated record. Bases 121 to 861 code for a protein of 246 amino acids. The transcript has 4 exons. Gene Ontology annotation, biological process: translation. Lineage: Eukaryota; Metazoa; Arthropoda; Insecta; Hymenoptera; Formicidae. Gene Ontology annotation, molecular function: structural constituent of ribosome.